Rhineura floridana is the source of this 729-nucleotide messenger RNA. It is a transcript of the gene MRPL42, whose product is annotated as mitochondrial ribosomal protein L42. Lineage: Eukaryota; Metazoa; Chordata; Lepidosauria; Squamata; Rhineuridae. The record is from RefSeq and is a predicted model, not a curated record. Gene Ontology annotation, cellular component: mitochondrial large ribosomal subunit. The coding region runs from base 185 to 616 and encodes 143 amino acids. The transcript is spliced from 6 exons.
AUUAGAACAGCCACCGGAAGUUGGGCUGCGAGUUCCUUUUUGUCGUAAAGGAAAAUGCUGACGGUUCCUCCAAGACAAGGUGGCUCCAUUGCUGCACUAGUUCGCUCAGUGACGAAACUUGGACUGAACCAUACAGAUUUUCUCCAAGCAUCACCUUGAAGUGACAGCUGUUUUGCCUGCUAGCAUGGCCGUGGCUGUGUUAUCCAGGGCUGUGUGGAUGCGUUUGGCAGCUUUCACCAAGCAAGUUCUGUUACCUGAUGCACGCAUAUAUUGUGCUUGCCCCAAAUCUACAUAUUCACCUCUUCCUGAUGACUAUAAUUGCAAAGUGGAACUUGGUAUGACAUCAAAUGGAAAGACUAUUGUUUGCUAUCAUCCUUCAGUGGACAUUCCAUAUGAACACACAAGACCCAUUCCACAACUAGAUCCAGUGGAUUAUAGAGAAGAAACACAUGACCAAGUCCUGAAAUCUAGAUUGGAAGUGCAGGACCUCAAGAACAAGAAAGGCUCUACAAUUGAGGAACUUAGUAAAAUGUUUUACACGACAAAACAUCGCUGGUAUCCUGUGGGACAGUAUCACACUAGACGCAAGAAAACUAAUACCUCUAAAGACAGAUAAACAUGUUCGUCACGUUGUCAUCUUUGUGAUCAUGGCAAACUAUCCCUCGGCAGAUGAGAUUUCUUUAAAUGUACUUUUAUAAAUAAUGGUAUUAAAUUCUUUUCUAACUAAAA